Sturnus vulgaris (Common starling) is the source of this 1905-nucleotide messenger RNA. RefSeq names its product forkhead box N2 (gene FOXN2). Gene Ontology annotation, molecular function: DNA-binding transcription factor activity; cis-regulatory region sequence-specific DNA binding. The record is from RefSeq and is a predicted model, not a curated record. Gene Ontology annotation, biological process: regulation of DNA-templated transcription. Lineage: Eukaryota; Metazoa; Chordata; Aves; Passeriformes; Sturnidae. Gene Ontology annotation, cellular component: nucleus.
CACAUCCCCCCGCUGCCAUAUUGUGUCCGCCGCCGGCCGCGCGGCUUCAUGACCGCGACCACUCAAGCUAAAUGGGUCCAGUCACUGGGAUGACUCCGGAUAAGAAAGCUGAAACGCCCGGAGCAGAAAAAGCCGCAGGACUACGGCAGUGCCAUGGGGUGGGCAGCCUGCCCGACGCGGGCGACGCCGGGAAGCCAAAGGCCACUGUGGUGGACAGAGAUUCAGCAGAUGAUGAGCUCACAAAUUUGAACUGGCUGCACGAAAGUACUAACCUGCUAACAAACUUCAGCCUCGGCAGCGAGGGCCUUCCAAUUGUUAGCCCCUUGUAUGACAUCGAGGGUGACAGUGUGCCAUCCUUCUCGCCAUCCUGCUACCAGAACCCUGAGAAAAAAUCCUCCACUUCCAAACCUCCUUACUCUUUCAGCCUUCUCAUUUACAUGGCGAUUGAGCAGUCCCCCAACAAGAGCUUGCCAGUCAAAGAGAUCUACAGCUGGAUCCUGGACCGCUUCCCCUACUUUGCCACGGCCCCCACCGGCUGGAAGAACUCGGUCCGACACAACCUCUCCUUGAACAAGUGUUUCCGAAAGGUGGAGAAAAGCCAUGGCAAGGUGAAUGGAAAAGGGUCGUUGUGGUGCGUUGACCCGAAAUAUAAACCUAAUCUUGUCCAAGCACUGAAAAAACAGCCUUUUUCCUCAGCACUUGCGUUUUACACUCCCCCGGCGUCACCACCCAGUAGGUCGUCGUCCCCUCACUACCUGACUUCGGUCCUUCAGCAGAAUCAUGGCCGAUCUCUCAAAGAAUCUGAUAUUGAUGCUGCUACUGCAAUGAUGCUGUUAAAUACUUCCAUUCAACAAGGGAUGCUGGACUGUGAGAAACCUCAGCCUCUGAAGACACCCAAGAAGAGGAGCUACGGCAGCGCCUUCAAUCCCCCCAGCUCCAUAAACCUGCAGGAGAACGAUUCCACGGCCACCAGCAUCGAUCCGAGCGAGGAUCACAACUACAGUGCCAGCAGCAUGGGCUCCCAGCGCUGCGCCUCCAGGUCCAGCGUGUCCUCCCUGUCCUCCCUGGACGAGGUGUACGAGUUCAUCUCCAAGACCAGCCACGACGGCAGCGACGGCAGCGAGGGCUUCCACAGCGAGGUGGACACGGACGGGGACUAUGAAGACGAUCCUCUCGGAGACAGUGGCUAUGCAUCCCAACCUUGUGUGGAUACCUCUAAGGAAAGUCAGCCCAGCAAGAAAGUACUCGAGGAGCUGUGCCAGGAGAUCGAUGAGGAGCUGAAGGAAGCAGCAGGGUCUCUGCUCCACCUUGCUGGCAUCCAAACGUGCUUGAGUUCCUUAAUAAGUACUGCAAAGACCCACUGUCACAAGCAAAGGAAAAAAUAAUAUGUUUGUCAGUGUUGAAUAUAUACAUAUAUUUUUUUUAAUUGUGGCAAUACUCUUCUACUUUUGCCCUUCACAAGGGAGAUCAAAGCCAUAAGAGGACUCACUGCUUUUUUUUUUUUUUUUUUGGCGCAAACUAUAAUUUAGCCAUUUAUUUUUAAAUCACCACCUAAAAAGAAAAUACUUAAUCUUCUCAAAUUAGAAGAUAUGCAUGACUUGUGAAAACCCAAAAGCAUACUUCUUAAUGAUAAUUUUAAUUUUUUUUCUUUUCAAUAGUUGACUAUUUUUUUUUCAGAGAUACAUUUGUUCAGAUGCACACUGUGGAUCAUAUUUACAUCUCUGCUGGCCUCAUCUGCAGAGGUGAAUUUUGUUCUGUCUAAGGGCUCUGACUUCCAUGUAAAGGAUUAAAAUUCAUUUUGCAAUAAGAGAAUCUCUUUAUAGUUCCUAGACAUCCUUCAGCCAAAAAAUGUUUUUUGUGGUAUGUUGAACUUUAUCCCUAUUUUUCUUUUAAAAUCAGUGGUGA